Messenger RNA from Lagenorhynchus albirostris (white-beaked dolphin), 1623 nucleotides. It is a transcript of the gene GPR75, whose product is annotated as G protein-coupled receptor 75. The record is from RefSeq and is a predicted model, not a curated record. Gene Ontology annotation, cellular component: membrane. The transcript has a single exon. NCBI's taxonomy places the organism in Eukaryota, Metazoa, Chordata, Mammalia, Artiodactyla, Delphinidae. Bases 1 to 1623 code for a protein of 540 amino acids. Gene Ontology annotation, biological process: G protein-coupled receptor signaling pathway. Gene Ontology annotation, molecular function: C-C chemokine receptor activity.
AUGAACUCAACAGACCUCCCUCAGGAUGCUCCCAACACUACCCUGCUACAUGUGCCUCACUCCCAGGGAGAAAACAGCACUGCUGUCCAGGAAGACCUCCAGGACCUCAUCCACACGGCCACCUUGGUGAGCUGUACCUUUCUGCUCGCAAUCAUCUUCUGCCUGGGCUCUUACGGCAACUUCAUUGUCUUCUUGUCCUUCUUUGAUCCGGCCUUCAGGAAAUUCAGAACCAACUUUGAUUUCAUGGUCCUGAACCUGUCCUUCUGUGACCUUUUCAUUUGUGGCGUGACGGCCCCCAUGUUCACCUUCGUGUUGUUCUUCAGUUCAGCCAGCGGCAUACCAGAUGCUUUCUGCUUCACUUUCCACCUCACCAGCUCCGGUUUCAUCAUCAUGUCCCUCAAGACAGUGGCGGUGAUUGCCCUGCACCGGCUCCGCAUGGUGUUGGGGAAGCAGCCGAACCGCACGGCCUCCUUUCUCUGCACUUUGCUCCUCACUCUGUUCCUCUGGGCCACCAGUUUCACACUCGCCACCUUGGCCACCCUGAAAACCAGCAAGUCCCACCUCUGCCUUCCCAUGUCCAGUCUGAUUGCCCGAGAAGGGAAAGCCAUCCUGUCUCUCUAUGUGGUCGAUUUCACCUUUUGUGUUGCUGUGGUCUCUGUGUCUUACAUCAUGAUUGCUCAGACCCUGCGGAAAAAUGCUCAAGUCAGAAAGUGCCCCCCUGUGAUCACAGUUGAUGCUUCCAGACCACAGCCUUUCAUGGGGGCCCCUGUGAAGGGAGGUGGAGAUCCUAUCCAGUGUACCAUGCCAGCUCUUUACAGGAACCAGAAUUACAAUAAACUGCAGCACGUUCAGACCCACGGAUACACCAAGAGUCCCAACCAGCUGCCAACUCCUGCGGCCAGCCGGCUCCAGCUGGUGUCGGCUGUCAAUCUCUCCACGGCUAAGGAUUCCAAGGCGGUGGUCACCUGUGUGAUCAUUGUGCUGUCGGUCCUGGUGUGCUGCCUUCCACUGGGAAUCUCCUUGGUGCAGGUGGUUCUGUCCAGCAAUGGGAGCUUCAUCCUUUACCAGUUUGAACUGUUUGGUUUUACGCUUGUAUUUUUCAAGUCAGGAUUAAACCCUUUUAUAUAUUCUCGGAACAGUGCAGGGCUGAGAAGGAAAGUACUGUGGUGUCUGCAGUACAUAGGCCUGGGUUUUUUCUGCUGCAAACAGAAGACUCGACUUCGAGCCAUGGGAAAGGGAAACCUCGAAGUCAACAGAAACAAAUCCUCCCAUCAUGAAACGAACUCUGCCUACAUGUUGUCUCCAAAGCCCCAGAAGAAAUUUGUGGACCAGGCCUGUGGCCCAAGUCAUUCGAAGGAAAGUAUGGUCAGUCCCAAGAUGUCUGCUGGACAUCAACACUAUGGUCAGAGCAGCUCAACCCCCAUCAACACUCGGAUUGAGCCGUACUACAGUAUCUAUAACAGCAGCCCGUCCCAGGAAGAGAGCAUCCCACAUAACUUACAGCCAGUAAAUUCUUUUGGAUUUGCCAGUUCAUAUAUUGCCAUGCAUUAUCACACCACUAAUGAUUUAAUGCAAGAGUAUGAUAGCACUUCAGCCAAGCAGAUUCCAGUCCCCUCUGUUUAG